This is a messenger RNA of Cuculus canorus (common cuckoo), 1918 nucleotides long. RefSeq names its product zinc finger protein 513 (gene ZNF513). The transcript has 4 exons. The coding region runs from base 83 to 1564 and encodes 493 amino acids. NCBI's taxonomy places the organism in Eukaryota, Metazoa, Chordata, Aves, Cuculiformes, Cuculidae. The record is from RefSeq and is a predicted model, not a curated record. Gene Ontology annotation, biological process: regulation of transcription by RNA polymerase II. Gene Ontology annotation, molecular function: RNA polymerase II cis-regulatory region sequence-specific DNA binding; DNA-binding transcription factor activity.
CCGGAAGCGGAAGCGCGGGGCAGGCGGGGCCCGGCCCCGGGCUGGCGGCGGCGGUGGCGGCGGCGGGGCCGGGCCGGCCAGGAUGCCCCGGCGGAAGCAGCGGCACCCGCAGCCCGUGAAGGCGGACACCGGGGACGGCGGCGAGGAGGCGGCGGGGGCGGCGCUGCUGCUGCCCGGGGACCGGCGGCUGGGCCGCGGCCUCGACAAGGGACCGGCAGCAGAGACAGUGGUGGGGAAGGUGGCCAUCCCAGCAUACGCAUUGAGUGACGACGACUGCUCUUCCGGCUGCCAGCCCUUGAGCGUGGAGAGCGACCUCGAGGAGGGCGGCGAUCCCGGCCCCGCAGCACUGCCGUGCCAGCAGUGCGGGCUGCAGCUGGCCACCAACCUGGGCCAGAGUUGCCUGCGCUGCACCGGCGCCGAGGGCAGCCGUAGCCAGCGCGUCGUCUACACCUGCCAGCUCUGCCCCUUCGCCUCCCACUACUCCAGCCAUCUCAAGCGCCACAUGAAGACGCACAACGGGGAGAAGCCCUUCGCCUGCCCGCAGUGCGCCUACGCCUCCGCCCAGCUGGUCAACCUGACACGGCACCUGCGGACGCACACUGGUGAGAAGCCGUACCGCUGCGCCGGCUGCAGCUUCGCCUGCAGCAGCCUCGGCAACCUCAAGCGUCACGAGCGUGUCCACAGCCAGGACAAGCCCUUCCAGUGCGCCGCCUGUGAUUACCGCUGCAACCAGAGCCGCAACCUGAAGCGGCACAUGCUCAGCCACCGUCUGCCCGAGGGCGAGGGGCCACACCGGCGUGACAAGGACCCGGAGCCGCUGCUGCCGGAGCUGAGCUUGCACGUGGGCAGCGGCAGCGGCCCCUUCCUUCCCGGCUGCGCACGCCUGCGUGGCGAGGAGGCGUCAGCGCUGCCUGAGCUGCUCUUCCCCUUCACGUGCCGCAUGUGCGGGCUGGUGCUGGACGAUGGCUUUGCGCAGGACGAGGGCCUGGCUGAGCAGGUCUGCGGGCGCUGCAGUCUGGCCGUGCUGGGCGCCGAGCCGGGUGCCGGGCCCCGCAAGGGCAGCGGGGACAAAGGCUUUGCCUGCAGCCUCUGCCCCUUCGUGACCCACUACCCCAACCACCUGGCACGGCACAUGAAGACGCACAGCGGGGAGAAGCCGUUCGCCUGCCCGCUCUGCCCCUAUGCCUCCGCGCACCUUGACAACCUGAAGCGGCACCAGCGCGUGCACACAGGCGAGAAGCCCUACAAGUGCCAGCUCUGCGACUACGCCUGCGGCAACCUGGCCAACCUCAAGCGCCAUGGGCGCAUCCACUCGGGUGACAAGCCCUUCCAGUGCAGCCUCUGCAGCUACAGCUGCAACCAGAGCAUGAACCUGAAGCGGCACAUGCUGCGGCACACAGGCGAGAAGCCCUUCCAGUGCCGGGACUGCUCCUACACCACCGGACACUGGGACAACUACAAGCGCCACCAGAAGAUCCAUGGCCACGCGGCUGAGAGCUGGGUGAAUCCACGCAACGCCAAAGCGCUCCUGGCGCCACCGGCCGUGGGCACAGCCCUGCCCUGAGACAGCACUUAGCCCGGCUGCGGCACUUGGCCGGCCAUGGCCCCUGCCCUCCCUGGGGGAGGGAUGGGCACCAGACUCCACAGGGACGUAGAGCUGCCUUACGCAGGGCAUGCCGGGAUCUCCGUCAGCCCCAUCAUCCUGCCUGGGCAGUGCCAAGCCAUGAGUGGUGCCGCACCCCAACGGCGGUGGGGCCAUGCCCCUGGCACCCCCAGGGCCGUGCCUGCCCAUUCCUGCCUGUCAGAGCCUUCCUCUGCCGGAAGAGGGGGAAUCGGGACUGGCUGCAUGGCUGUGGCCAUGCCGGUCAAUGUAAUUUAUAUUGUGUAUAAAAGCAUUAAACGGUCGGUUUUGUUACUC